AUGCCCUCGCUGUCGUUGGCAGAUACCCUCCCGCUGCCAAACUCCUCAGUGCGCAUCCCCCGCCUGGGGUUCGGCGUCUACCAGUCGUCGCCCUCGGUUUGCGUCCAGUCAUGCCUCGCCGCGUUACAAGUAGGCUACCGGCAUAUUGACACGGCACAAUUCUACCGCAACGAGGCGCAGGUCGGCGAAGCAGUCAAGAAAUCGGGUCUUGCGCGCUCGGAAGUGUUCGUCACCACCAAGAUCCUGUCUCCGGGAGGCAGCAUCGAGAAAUCAUAUCAGAAGUGCAUCGACAGUGUGGAAAAGAUCGAUUCAGGCGGAUAUGUGGAUCUGUUUCUGAUACAUAGUCCCAACGCAGGGGGGAAGGCACGGAAAGAAAUGUGGCUGGCUCUGGAGAAGUUGUACGAGGAGGGCAAAGCAAAGAGCAUCGGCGUGAGCAAUUAUGGAGUGGGCCAUAUCGAAGAGAUGAAGAGCUAUGCGAAGGUCUGGCCACCACACGUGAAUCAGAUCGAGCUUCAUCCUUGGUGCCAACAGCGCACCAUCACUUCCUACUGCCAGAAGCAGGGUAUUAUCAUCGAAGCGUACUCGCCUCUCGUCCGAAAUUACAAGGCCAACGAUCCGGCGCUGGUGUCCCUGGCCAAGAAAUACAACAAGUCCACCGCUCAGAUACUGAUCCGAUACUGCCUGCAGAAGGAUUGGGUGCCGUUGCCGAAAAGCGACAAUCCAGAGCGGAUCAAGCAGAACGCAGAUGUUUAUGGCUUUGAGAUCUCAGCCGAGGAUGUAGGCACGUUGGACAGCCUCGAUCAGGGAGACGCAGGUGCAAUCGUCCAGGCUGUGAGCAAUGAAUACAUUAUUUCCGAUUCGCACUAG
This is a messenger RNA of Capronia epimyces CBS 606.96, 867 nucleotides long. Its product is annotated as alcohol dehydrogenase. Gene Ontology annotation, molecular function: oxidoreductase activity. NCBI's taxonomy places the organism in Eukaryota, Fungi, Ascomycota, Eurotiomycetes, Chaetothyriales, Herpotrichiellaceae. The coding region runs from base 1 to 867 and encodes 288 amino acids. The record is from RefSeq and is a predicted model, not a curated record. The transcript is spliced from 2 exons.